Molecule: messenger RNA, 481 nt
Organism: Prorocentrum cordatum
Lineage: Eukaryota; Dinophyceae; Prorocentrales; Prorocentraceae
Source: the annotation of a GenBank genome assembly
GCGUGGCCCGGGAGACCCAAUGAAGGUGCAUCGUUUUAGGCAGCUGCUCGCGGAGUUGUGGCCAGCCCUUUUCAAUGUUGAUCCCACUUCCCAUUGCUUUAUCAGGCAAUCCCAAGUGCAAGACGCGGCGGUGCAAGCCUUCCCGAAGCCCAAGCAUGCGAAGCGCAACGCCGCGCUAAGCCAGGGCACGCUUGACCUUGUCUUGCGGAGAGGGGGGCAUCUGUUUGAGAUAUACAAAGGGGCUAUGACCGAGAUCCCGUCAUACAGGGACGUGACCAUUUGCGAGGCGGCGUCCAAGUUGCUGCCCCUCCACAUGCGCUCACGUGGGAUGCCCGCCCUUGCAGCGACGAGUUCAAACUUGCAGUUUGGAGGUGGUCUCAACGGAGGGUCAACGGAGUUUGCCCACCUGUACAUGGUGGCGUGCAUGGACGUUGCCAGGGCUAAGAAGCUAUCCUUUGGUGCUUUGUUCGUUGACUUGCAA